This is a messenger RNA of Triplophysa rosa, 6492 nucleotides long. RefSeq lists its product as uncharacterized. Gene Ontology annotation, molecular function: nucleic acid binding. NCBI's taxonomy places the organism in Eukaryota, Metazoa, Chordata, Actinopteri, Cypriniformes, Nemacheilidae. Bases 1552 to 2466 code for a protein of 304 amino acids. Gene Ontology annotation, biological process: DNA integration. The transcript is spliced from 2 exons. The record is from RefSeq and is a predicted model, not a curated record.
GGUACAAUGUUGCAUAUGCGCAGUCAACACAAAAUGAACGAAUCACUCGCUGAGACACUCGUUACUCCCGAGUCAUUUUAAAGAUUCGUUCAAAAAGAACGAAUCGUUCAUGAACGACCCAUCACUAGUUGUCAGGUCAACCGCUUGUGCCUCGGCCAAUUGAUUCUCAAUUUGGGCUUUUGUUUUUUGUACAAAGCAGGAAUUACAGUGUUGCUGAAAUGGCCUUGUAAAGUAAUAGUGUAGCGGGGCUCAAUUACAUGAAGCAUGUUUUUAAAACCCACGUUUUCUACUACAGAGUAGGGUCUCAUAUCCGUGGCUGUAAAUGUACCAAUCGCCGCAGUGAUUUGUUUUGCUUUGUUCGAAUCAGUUGGAAAUGCCUGCAUAAAUGCUGCGGGGAUAGUCUGUAGCGUGCGUGUUUCUCCUUGUUUUCGUCGAUUGCCAGCUAUUGACACACUGGGGUGAUGUCGGCGUAAAUGAGCUGACAUGUUUGAAGUAUUCCCGCUAAUGUAGCUUAUUGUCGUGUAGCAGAUGCGACAUACCAUAGUGUUUUUAUCCACCACUCUCUUGCCAUUCCCCUCAUAAUUUACAGGGAAACCAAAGUGGUCCCAAAAACCAGACCUGUUGAUUUUUGGAGGAUCUUCUAUUUCUGGUCUGGUAAUCGCAUUAAAACUAGCCAUAUUGCUACGCGCUAAUAUGCCUGACUGGAGUAACGGUUAAGUGCAAUUGUGUUUUUCUUUUGGGGUGGGUGGGAGUGGCAGACAGCACGUUGCCUUUUACGUCGUUUGGGUUGCCUUGUUGAGAGAAGUCGCACUGAGAACAUCAUAUUUCACACAAUUUAAGCAAUUUUAUCUUAUUUUAGGAUUAGUCAAACGAACCGUUCGGUUUGUAAUGCGUUCCGAACCGAAAGCCUCGUACCGAAUGAUUCAAUAUGAAUACGCGUAUCGUUACACCCCUACUAGCCAAUAUUAUUUUGAGUUACCAGUAGAAGAACCGUUACUUGGCUUUAAAUGUGACAAAAAUACAACACCUAUUCAACAAAUUGUUUAUUUAAUUAGAUUAUUAUACAAUGAACAUUUUGCAACAAAUUGUUUAUUGCUAAAAACUAACAUUAAUAUAAAUGAAAUAAAAUAUAAAUAGUAAUAUUAUUAGACACUUCCCAGACAGAUAAACAAAUAGACCCCUUUUCCGCUUACGUCACGGCAUUAGCUGGAGGCAAAACAAAGGGAAAACUGGAGGCGGCCAAUACAAACCAGCACAGAUUCGGCUAAAUAAGGAGUGAACUUCAAUGGUAAAUUCAUUCCAAACCUCUCCGCAAAAACUGCGUGCCUCAGUGAACUGUUGAAUCAUAAAGCUGAGUUCAAGUGGACAAAUAAACAUGAGCAAGAAUGGAAAAUGCUCAAGUCAACUCUGACAACAGUUCUCACCUACUUUGAUUCUGCUAAAAGAAUCUAAAAAAAAAUCUCCACAGACGCAUCAAAGGACGGAUUACGUGCAGUCUUAUUCCAAGCAGAUGCCGAAGGCUGGAAACCCAUAGCCUAUGCCUCCAGGAGUAUGACGCAAUCUGAAUGCAGAUAUGCUCAGAUCGAAAAAGAGUGCCUCGGACUUGUUUUUGGAUUUGAUAAAUUUCACGACUAUGUCUAUGGUUUACCAUCGUUCACAGCAGAAACGGACCAUAAGCCUUUAAUUGCAAUCAUCAGCAAAAAUCUGAAUGAAAUGUCUCCACGCAUUCAACGUCUAAUGAUGAGACUGCAACGAUAUGACUUUGAAUUAGUCUACACUCCAGUCUCUGAUCAGAAGCUCAAGCAAAUAGCUGAGGAGACAGCAAAAGAUCCCGUUCUCCAUGCUGUCAUUGACAAUUUGAACAACAAUUGGGUCAAAAGUUCUUGUGCUCAAUUCUACAAUGUGAGAUCUGAGCUCAGUGUGGCAGAUGGUAUUCUUCUGAGACGAGACAGAAUAGUUGUUCCACAAGUGUUGAGAGAAGAGAUGCUUUCCAGGAUUCAUGAAGGACAUCUUGGAAUAGAGAAAUGCAAACGGAGAUCCAGGGAUUCAGUCUAUUGGCCUGGAAUAAAUUCUGACAUUGAGACAAUGGUCAGUACUUGUGAAGUAUGCCUAAAACAUCAAAACAGGCAAGCAAGAGAACCUAUGAUCACAACAGACCUACCUCAGUAUCCCUGGCAGAAAGUGGGUACCGAUCUGUUUCAUUUCCAUGGAAAAGAAUACUUGCGGGUAGUGGAUUACCUUUCUAGUUGCCCAGAAAUCGCCCUGCUGUCUAACUCUUCAACUGCAUGUGUGAUUCAGCAUUUCAAGUCCAUUUUUGCCAGCCACGGCAUUCCGCUAGUAGUGGUGAGCGACAAUGGCCCGUGCUACAACUCAAGAGAAUUUCAGGAUUUUGCUGAUCACUAUGAUUUCAAACAUGUGACUUCAACUCCCCGUCGUGCUCAAUCUAACAGGAAAGCAAAAAAAUGAGUGCAUAUUGUGAAGCAAUUGCUCAAGAAAGCAUCAGAAGGCAAGUCAGAUCCAUAUCUAGCUCUUCUGAGCUAUCGAGCAACACCUCUUGAGCAUGGUGCAUCUCAUGCAGAGCUCUUAAUGAAUCGUAAGAUAAGAACAACGCUUCCAUUCAGAAUGAACACAAAACGGGACUCUCCAAAAGAGACAAAAGACAAACUAUGACAAACAAACAAAGAUGCUGAAAGUGUUAUCAACGAAUGUCAUUGUGAGAGUGGAAGAUGCAAACUGCUGGGACAAGAAGGCUGUUGUUUUGGAAGUAAAUCCAAGAUCAUAUGUUGUCAAAACAGAGAAUGGACAAACUCUUAGGAGGAAUCGCAGAAGUCUUCUUAAGACACAAGAAACAAACAACACACUGGCUGACAAGAAAGGAGAAGAAAUUCUGGUCUCACCUGAAGAACAAGUACCACCAAGCUUCUUCCAUUCGACUGGAUAAUGAUCAUUUUGCAGAAACCAACGAUGACUCUCCUAUACUAAGAAGAUCAUGGCGUAUUAUAAAGAAACCUGAUCGACUGAAUUUGUAAAUGACUAUGCCUAGUUACAUUUGAAAAGAACUAAACAAAUGCUUUGUUUUUGUUUUAAAUGGCUGUUUAGUGACAAUAUUAUACGUUUGUGUUAAAAUGUCUCUGUUGUUUAUGCACUCCAUUUUGUGUUUUAUUUCAAAAGAAAGGAGAUGUAGUGAUUAGUUGAUGUUCCUGUUAUUGUCCACUAGAUGGCAAUAGUAACAAACAUAAAACACAGAUACAUAAGAGUAAGACAACACAAGGGGGUAUGUGUGUGCGGCAGAAAUAAAAGAGGCUACACGCCAGUUCGUAGAGUUCCUUUUCAGAGUGUUUAUUCAACAAACACCACAGUCAUCUAUUUUUAAGUUGUCACAAGUGCAUUAGUAUAAAGGGAGAGGGAACAGUGAGAAGGCUCAUGUUAUGUGUCAGUUUUGUGUUCAAGUAAAUGCAUUUGCUAACGGUUGCCACUGUUAGCACACGCAGGCAUCUAACGUUAUAGAUGUAUAAGCUCUCAGUUCAAUCUUUACUAUAAACACUUGGUUUCUCUGUCUGGUAGGUGUAGAUGUCAGGCCACUUAACUGGAGGUAAUCAUGUCAGUUCGUCUCUGGAUCCAUUGAGUGAGCGCAUACAGGUCAGUCAGAUCACUUGCGUUAAAGUCAACUUUUUUAAAAAACAAUCGCGGGGGGUACAUGCAUACUUGUCUUUAGCAUUCGCAUUGCGUGCAUUCGCAUUUAUAAUACGACCGUCUAAGCGGUCAACGCCUCCGUUACGUCCCCAUACGUUAGCGGCAAACGCGUCCGUUACGGCCCCAUACGUUAGCGGCCCGCCGGGAAAACGCCCGGUACGCCAGAUGGCCAGUCCGCCCCUGGUAAUGUGGUCAGAGGGAUCUUUCUGCCUCCAGCUAAGCUCCACCCACAAAAACGCGUCGCAAUGUUUACUAACAGGAAAGGCGUCUAUACAGCCGGGAAGUUAACUUCGGGCCAGGCGCAUAGGUCAUAUAAUACCGCCUAUAUUAUUAAAAUGUUAUCCUACAAAAUAUCUUUCCAGAUUAUAUUGAUUUAUCAUGAAUCAUGUAUUACAAAUGAAUUCACUGCCUGUUACAGUAUACACUUCUGGAAAAAGAAACGUUGAACUCGACUAAAAUGUGUAUCAUGAUCUUAAUAAUCUUUCAAUCUGAAGGUGUGUGUUUAGUUUACAUGUCUGGAAUUACUUUUGUGGACAAAAACACAAUUUUACAUUAGAAAAUGUGUCAAAUAAUGAAGAAAAAGCAGCAAAUAAGAGCCCAUAAUAGAUGGAAAUUCCUUCAGUAGUGGUUAAAAAUCUCUUGUGGCUAAUUGGAAGACGUGGCUACAUUUUAUUUUUAACAGUUUAACAGUAUUUUAACUACAUAUAUAUAAAUGACACAGCAUUUCUCAUCUCAUGCAUUUUCAGUAUGUCAUAAAGUUUUAUUUAUUAUUUUAUUUUAUUAUUUUGAAGGACAUCCCCCAUGGCAGGUUUGGUCAGAUUUCACUUACAGAGACAGAGAAAUUCAAACAAUUCUGGUUGUGUUGAUGGAAAACACACACACACACUUGUCACAGCAGGUACUGCAGAUCAAACCGCACCUGUGGUGGCAUAAAAACUGCUUCCUCACACACUAUAUACCCCACAUGAGCAUGCUCUCUAUGUGUGUGAGAAAGAGACUUUCUUUAUGUUAUAGCUUUUUUUCCAAACAUCUUUUUAAAGAGAAUGUUAUGUUUUUUAAGAAAGUGCUUCAGAAUUCAUGAUGUAAGAACAAAACUGUGAAAAUGUAAAAACAUCACAACAUAAAAUAUUGUUGUACAAAUGUCUUUAGUUUAGGAAAUGAAAAUGAAACGACACCAUUUAACAUCAUAAACAAAUUAUUGUUAAACAAACUGUAAUAUUUAUUAAUGCUGAACCCUUAAUAAAUCAGAAGCAUUAUUCAAUAUUACUGUAUAUAUAAAAAACAAAGGGCUUUUGUUUUUAAAUUGUUUUCAUUUAAUAAUGAAACCAUUUAAUAAUCUCCCAAUUACGAAUAAUAAAAAGCAUUCCAAGGAUUAGUCAAUUAUGACUUACUUGAGGUAAAUGCAGUUAUAACAAUUUAAUAUUAGGUUUUUCAUAUUUUAUAUAAAAUUGCUUCAGACUUGUUUUACUUUAAAGUAAAUGGUUAUAAUAACAGACACUUUAAUAAAAUUAAUAGUAAUGCUAAAUAACGUUCAGUACAAUGUGACACUAAAGCAUCACACGUUUGUUGUCAGUUAAGGAGAAGUUGAGCCUUACUGAUGGUGCUGUUAAUGUAUAAGGGUAAUGAAUAAUGACUGAGCAUUGGGACUAAAUAAUGUUAAAACUAAAUGAGGAUGAUGUUUUGGGAAGAACGAGUUGAUCAUUAGCUGAGUAUAAAAGCAAUAGAAGAAUGAAAUGACCACUAUGAUACACAAGUUAAUCCUGAACACAGACUUCACAGAAGUGUCUGGAGAGCACCGUCUGAGAAUAAAUUGAAGGAUUACUCUGCUCAUAUGUGGGUGUGUUACUGGGUAAAUUUCCAUCUGAUGAUUCUGUAACUCAUUUAGAGUGAAUUACAGUAAUCUGGGACACUUUGCUAUUGACUCCUCAUGUCAGCAGUUCUGAGCACCUAAUAAGAUUUGUUAGAAGUUGAAUGUCGUUGCUGUCCUUCUGAAACCUUGGAUGUCCAAAUCAAGGUUAUUUCUGUUUACUAAAAUGAAAACUUUGAAAACGUUUAAUUGAAAUCAAAUAAAAUAUUGACUUAACAUUUUUUGGAAAAACUUGACUCAAGGAAAAUUUGAAAUAUUGCCUCAAAAAUAAACUGAAGUAAGUUUAAAGCAGUAAAAGUAUAAUAAUAAACAAAAACUAAAAUAAAAAUUAUCUAAUUAAAUAAAACAUUAAAAAUAAACAAAUAAAUUAUAAAAUGACAAAAGCAUAUACCAAAAUUGCUAAAACUUUAACUAAAAAAAAAAAAGAUAAUUUAAAAUAUGAAUAAAACUAUAAUAAGUCCAAAUUCACAAUUUUUCAGCAAAAGACUUUUUCAAUGAUUUAAUACUGUGUUGUCAAAGAUGACAAGGACUUUUUACCUCUUAUUGGUUAUAUUUGCAAAACCCGUGACAAGCAUAAAGGUUGACUAAAUAAUAAUGAUUUAUGACAAAAAUAAAAAGUCAUGAAAUGUGGAGAUAUGAGGUCUCAGAAGGACAGCAGCGAUAUGGUAAUGUUGACAUAGAAAGUUGACAUUUGAUUGGACAAGAAACAUACAUAAAUGUAGGUGUUCCUAAUGUCAUCCCACAUCGGUAAGGUUCAGUGUAAAUCAUAAAACUGUUCAAGUCUGAAAGACGUCUUCAUGGUAAUACUGAUUUGUUUGUGCUUUUUCUUAGUUGAAGCCAUUACCGGUAAUCUGUAAUUUUUCAUUUCUUUCUUUCAAAAAUACCUCUUUCUCAUUUUAUGUAAAAAAGUCUUCAAUUUCAAAUUCACCCUA